AUGCCCAUAUUUGAAGGAGUCUUUAUAUUCCCGACAGAAGACAGCGGCAAACAAAACCUCCAUAAGAAUUUAGAAGCUCUGUUCAAACGUGCCCUUCGGAGUACAUCAGAUAACUUCGUGACAAACCACAUGCCAAAGGACAACAUGGCUGAACAAACAUCUAUGCAGAUCCUAUCUACUACGAAUCAAAAGUCGACCAGUGUAAAAAGAGACAAUCGCAAAAAAGAAAUACUUAAGGUGUUGGAAUACCUGGGCAAAGAUAUGCUUCAUGGUGUUUUUAAUCACUUGGCAAAACACGAUGUUCUGACAUUGAAGGAAGAGGAAAAGAAAAAAUAUUACGAUGCCAAAAUUGAAGACAAGGCCCUGAUCUUGGUAGACUCUGUGCGAAAGAAUCGCGUGGCUCAUCAAAGGUUUACCCAAACCCUUCUCAAUAUGGACCAAAGGAUCACCAGUGUAAAACCUCUUCUGCAAAUUGAGGCUGGACCACCUGAGUCAGCAGAAUCUACAAAUACUCUCAUACUUUGUCCUCAUGAAGAAUUCCUGAGACGGUGUAAAGAAAACCAUGAUGAGAUCUAUCCAAUAAAAAAGAGAGAGGACCGCAAACGCCUAGCUCUCAUCAUAUGCAAUACAGAGUUUGAUCAUCUGCCACCAAGGACUGGGGCUCACUUUGACAUCCUGGGGAUGAAAGGGCUGCUUCAGGGCCUGGGCUACAACGUGGUUGACAAAACGAAACUCACAGCCAGGGAAAUGGAGUCAGAACUGAGGGCUUUUGCUAGGCGACCAGAGCACAAGUCCUCCGAUAGCACGUUCCUAGUGCUCAUGUCUCAUGGCAUCCUGGAGGGAAUCUGCGGAACUGCACAUGAUGAGAAAAACCCAGAUGUGCUGCUUUAUGACACCGUCUUCCAGAUAUUCAACAACCGAAACUGCCUCAGUCUAAAGGACAAACCCAAGGUCAUCAUUGUCCAGGCCUGCAGAGGCGAAGGACGUGGGGAACACUGGGUCAGAGACUCUCCAGCAUCCUUGGCAGUCAUCUCUUCACAGUCACCUGAGAACCUGGAGGAAGAUUCUGUUUGCAGAGUCCACGUGGAGAAGGACUUCAUUGCUUUCUGUUCUUCAACACCACAUAACAUGUCCUGGAGAGACUGCACAAAGGGCUCCAUCUUCAUCAUGGAACUUAUCACAUGCUUCCAGAAAUAUUCUUGGUGCUACCACCUAAUGAAAAUAUUUCAGAAGGUACAGAAAUCAUUUGAAAUUCCAAUGGCUAAAGCCCAGAUGCCCACCAUAGAACGAGUAUCCUUGACAAGAGAUUUCUACCUCUUUCCUGGCAAUUGAAAAUGAAACCAUAGGCAGCCCAGCCCUCCUCUGUCAACACCAAAGAGCACCUUUACCUGUGUAGCUUGCAUAUUCAACAUUUGGUGUUUUGAUAAAAGUAAAGAUGGUAU
Messenger RNA from Mandrillus leucophaeus (drill), 1442 nucleotides. RefSeq names its product caspase 5, apoptosis-related cysteine peptidase (gene CASP5). The record is from RefSeq and is a predicted model, not a curated record. Gene Ontology annotation, cellular component: protein-containing complex. Gene Ontology annotation, molecular function: caspase binding; cysteine-type endopeptidase activity. The transcript is spliced from 10 exons. Gene Ontology annotation, biological process: proteolysis; regulation of apoptotic process. Bases 1 to 1332 code for a protein of 443 amino acids. NCBI's taxonomy places the organism in Eukaryota, Metazoa, Chordata, Mammalia, Primates, Cercopithecidae.